This is a messenger RNA of Pimephales promelas (fathead minnow), 863 nucleotides long. The record is from RefSeq and is a predicted model, not a curated record. Lineage: Eukaryota; Metazoa; Chordata; Actinopteri; Cypriniformes; Leuciscidae.
UCUGAGACAUCGAUGAGCAGAUUUCCCAGGAGAACUUUCGUCAUCCCCUCCGGGGGUAUUCAAAUUAAUUAACCAAUCAGGUAAUACCCUUGAUCAGCUCUACCAAACGUGGAUGAUUUUGAACACCCCUAGAAGACUCCCGGAGGGCGAGCUCAUGCCACUUCCAAUCCCACAACGACCGUGGUCCCACAUUGGAUUUGAUUUCAUAAAAGACCUUCCCAGAUCCAGUAACCACACUUGUGUCCUCGUCAUUGUGGAUCGCUUUUUCGAAGGCUUGCAAGCUGAUCCCAUUGCCUGGACUUCCAACCAUGUUUGUGGGCACAGAGGCCCUCUUCAAUUAUGUCUUUUGAAACUUCAGCAUUCCCGAGGACAUAGUGUCGGACAGAGGUCCACAGUUAAUUUCAAGGGUUUGGCAAGCCUUCAGUUCAGAUCAGUCAAGUUCAGACUCCUCUGGGUUACUGUCAGGCUAUCUUCUGGAUACCACCCUCAGACAAAUGGCCAGACUGAGCGUAAGAUCCAGGAGAUUGGACCUAUUGCCACCAGCACCAGGACAGCUGGAGCCAGUUCCUUCCCUAGGCAGAGUACGCCCAGAAUUCCCUUCGGCAGUCCACCACUGGGCUCACCCCCUUUCAAUAUCUAUCAACCUCCACUCUUCCCUUGGUCAGGCAGUGCCACAAGAACCAAGCAAAUCGUCGUCAAGCUGAACCUCCGCCUGCCCUGCUGUAACUUGUGUCCUUGAUACAUUGGUCCUUUCACCAUGCAGAGGCAGCUAAACGCAGUCACAUACAGGGAUGUUCUUACUACAGGAAUUCACCAUCUUUCCAUGUUUCACUGUUGAAGCCCUUCAUUGAACCUGUCACUUC